Messenger RNA from Sitodiplosis mosellana (orange wheat blossom midge), 2699 nucleotides. RefSeq lists its product as uncharacterized. The record is from RefSeq and is a predicted model, not a curated record. The coding region runs from base 690 to 2612 and encodes 640 amino acids. Lineage: Eukaryota; Metazoa; Arthropoda; Insecta; Diptera; Cecidomyiidae. The transcript is spliced from 6 exons.
GGCAUCACGAACUCCAGUCCGGCGAACUGGAGUCCGAUUGGUUUUGCGAACUACAGUCCUACAAAAUACGUACAUGUGUCCGGGACUGUAGUUCGAUUUUGAUUAGGACUCCAGUUCCACUAAAAUCGAAUUGCAGCCCGGGACUUCAGUUCGCAUUUUCUCGGACUGUAGUUCGCUGCAUUUUUUUUCUUCUUUCUCUGUAUCUCUUCUUGUGUCAGCACACAAACAUAUGUUUGAUUUUUUUUUUGUUUGUGUGGUCACUUGUGCCGAAACACACAGUGCCGGACGACAUAGCACUUUGUUUUUGUGCGUCGAUUUGUUCUAUGCAAAUGUACGUAAACAUUUCUUGUCUCUCUCGCUCUCUUUCUCUCUACUUUCUCUUCCUCUUCUUCGUUUGCUUUGCAUCUUAGUGGCUGAGAUAAGAGAGAUGCUCACAAUUAGAACACAUUACACUCACGCGUUGCGUCAACACACAAACAUAUAUGUUUAUGUUUUUUUUGUUUGUGUGGUCACUUGCAUUGGAUUGCCGGUUGACAUUUCACUUUCUUUUUGUGCGUCAAUUGGUUGGCUUGUUUUUUUUUGUUGUUUUCGCCCGUUUUAUCCGAAAUUUCGUUUGUUUGUUUGUUUGAUUUUAUUUUUCUCUGACCGUUUUAUUUGAAAUUUCGUUUCUUUUUGUAUUUGUUUUAAAUAUGGAAAUACAUUCAAGUGUUUCUAGUGAAGUGAAUUCUUGGCCGAAAGGCAAAGAUUUUCGUGAUUUAGAUCGACGACGCAUCUCCGAUGCCAAUAUUAAGUGUGAAAUCAUUGUUGGCCAAAAAUUGACGCAUCGCUUCUUGAAGUGUGAAGAUUAUUUGUUCACCAAACAUGACUUCGGCGCUUUUGGAUGCACUUUCCGUUGCAGGAACAGAAGUUGUCCUGCUCGCCUACUUUUAUUGCCCUCCUGUGAAUGCGUUCGUUUGACCGAUGCAAAGGACCAUAAUCACAGUGACAAUUUCGCGGAGGACAUUAUUAAUUGGGCCGCGCUAAAUGCAAUGAAGUCAAAGUGCGCUGACUUGAGAAAUGUUGCCGGUGGUCGCCGUUUGGCGAAAGUGAAAGAUAUUUUCACUGAAGUGAUGGUCGAGAAUCAAAGCGCGAGUCUAGCUCUCGACAAAAUUGAACGCGGCCUUCAGAAAAUCAAGAAAGGCGCAUUGCCAAAGACACCCGAGUCAAUUGAUGAGAUAAAUAGUGCGUUUCAAGAAAGUGCCGUUAUCGAGUCUUAUGGACAGACUCUUCAAUUGGUAGACAUCGAUGGGGAAAAAUUGACCGAGCGGCAUUUAUUUUUCGAUGUUGCCAUCGAAAAUAAAGCCAAAGAAUAUUCGUUUUGUGUCUUUUCGUCCAAAACGACCAUCGAAUUAAUUCAUCGUCACAUUCCUCUGCCUGAACGUCACAUUUUGAUGGACGCGACCUUUCGCAUCGUUCCUUUUGGACCAUUUUCGCAAUUCUUCAUCCUCUACAUACGCAAACAUAAAAAGGUUUUUCCUUUUGUUUACGUUUUAAUGAGCCGUAAAACACAAGCCACGUACGAACAUGUAUUUAGAUACAUUGACGAAAACAUUUUUCAAUUGCGAGGUGUUGCCUCAUACACAUCGGAUUAUGAGGUAGCCAUGCGGAAUGCUCUCCGAGUUUUGGAUCCGUCUGUGAAGCGUUUUGCAUGUUAUUUCCACUAUACACAGGCAGUGAAGCGGCGUGCGUGGCAAACGGCUGGCCUGGUGGAAUUGAUUCGUUCAAAUCCUCGCGCACGGUCAGUUUACCAUCGAAUGCAAUGCUUGCCCCUGCUACCUGCAGAGUUUAUUGUGGAUGCAUUUCGUUCUCUUAGGACGGAAGCCAUGGCCAUUGAUAAAAAUGCUUUUCAAUUGUUUUUCGAAUACUACCAUCGCCAAUGGAUAAUUAAGGAGGGUGCUGAAUGCAUCUCCGUAAAUGGAACAACAAUGCGAACGACGAGUUCAGUCGAAUCCAACAAUAGAGUUAUGAAUGACACCGUUGUGAACAAAGGGAACUUUUUCACAUUCGUUCAUGACAUGCGUUUACAGGAAUUUCAUUCCUCUUUGAAAUUACGUCAACAUUUCGAAAGUGGAGGCAAAUGCAAGCCACCUCGUAAGCAAUACAAGCUUCGUGACGAUGAAAUAGCUCGUGUUUCAACUGAUUUGCGUAAUGGACUUUUGUCUCCUAUGGAGUUUUUGCGUCAGUUGACUUACGAUAAUGACAAUUGGGUCAGAAAUUUCGACACCUUCGAAACGGUCGCUUAUGACGACGAAGUUGAGUUCGAGUUUGACGAAGUUGAGUUCGAGUUUGACGAGGAGAGUGAUCGAGUUUUGGUGCCAUUGGUGUCAGCCUGUCCAUCGACGCUAUCUCAGGAUAGUGGUGUUGUUGAUGAUGCCAUCAUCGACCCAUAUGUUUUCGGUGUUGAUCUUCCAUCGUCGCCUCUUGUUCUUCGUAAGAAGAAUAAGAGAAACAGAGAGGAUGAUAUUGACGAAACCGAGACACGUGUUCGUAAGCGGUUGAAAAAGUCGUGUGUGUCUGAGCCCGUGACGAAAAAAAAAAGCAAUAAGCAACGCAGCAAGAAAAAUAAAAAAUAAUAUUUGUAUUGAUUUGUAUUUAUUUAUCUCUUUUAUGAUGUUAUGUUUCACACGAGCGAUGCUUUUUUUAAAUACAUGAGAAGAAAA